AGUCAUAAAAGUGGGAUGGGGGUUAUUAUCAGGAACCACAGAGGAUUCUCGAUAGCCGGAGAUAGUUUCCACAGUAGCCACAACUCGACUAUUGAAGUAGAAGCAGAUGCAGUGGUCAAGGGACUCCAGUUGGCUGCCCAUAUGAAGAUACAAAACAUCAUCCUUGAAAGUGAUUGUCAAGAAGUUAUCCGUGCUCUAGAUAAUACAGAGUUCUGCCCAAACUGGAGAAUUUCUCCAAUGAUUGACAAAGUGAAUCACCUAAAGCCUCUGUUCAACGGGAUCAAGUGGAAGCUUGCUAAGUUGAGGUUGUGCUCCCAGGAUUGGGCCAAUAGGCCCCCAACCUCUUUGAUAUCUAUCUUGAGAAACGAUGGUCUACCUGGCCCUCCGUCCUCAACUAGUGAUCGGGUCUUUUGAGGCGAUGCAGCUCUCCUUUCCUUCUUAGUUGCUUUAGUUGGCUGUUGCUUAGUUUAUUUAGUUGGCUGCUGUAUUCUCUUCCUCAAUUAGUUUCUGCUUUCCUCUUUCUCUGUA
Molecule: messenger RNA, 528 nt
Organism: Rosa rugosa (rugosa rose)
Lineage: Eukaryota; Viridiplantae; Streptophyta; Magnoliopsida; Rosales; Rosaceae
Exons: 2
Coding region: 16-414 (132 amino acids)
Molecular function (GO): nucleic acid binding; RNA-DNA hybrid ribonuclease activity
Source: RefSeq, a predicted model, not a curated record